GAAAGCGGUACAAAAGGAAAGGCUUCGAUUGUUUUGAUACGAUCGAGUGGGUUUUAUUGGGUGCCUCGGAGCGACCACACUGCCGAACGAAUCAUUAGUGCUCGACCCGCGUUGCUUGGCGUGUCUAGAAUAAAAGGAAAUUCGCGCGAUUAAAAGAAAGCCAAAUCCACCCUUGAUUCACGAUGGGCGUUCCAGCUGGUGAUGUUGAGAAGGGCAAGAAGCUGUUCGUGCAGCGUUGCGCUCAGUGCCACACCGUUGAGGCCGGUGGCAAGCACAAGGUUGGCCCGAACCUGCACGGCAUCUUUGGCCGCAAGACUGGCCAGGCCGCUGGAUUCACCUACACCGAUGCCAACAAGGCCAAGGGCAUCACCUGGAACGAAGACACCCUGUUCGAGUAUCUGGAAAACCCGAAGAAGUACAUCCCUGGCACGAAGAUGGUGUUCGCCGGUCUGAAAAAGCCGCAGGAACGUGGUGAUCUGAUCGCCUACCUUAAGUCUGCCACCAAGUAAGCGGACCGUGCGGUUCGGUGUUCCAAACUCAGCCAAACCAUUCAGCAGAUACACCCCAAAAAGUGGCGCGCUACGUAACAAUCUGCGUCGGCCGGCCCAGCAUCAGCUAACAUCAUUCGGAACCAGGCAAAAAAAUAGACAAGCCAUCAGGCGUUACAGCACAAUAUCCUUCUCCAUCAGGAUAGAGAGUCCCCACCCGAUUAGGACAAUUUCUAUGUAAAUCUAUUUAAUUUAAUUUAUGCUAGAAUUAAAAUAGUCGGACAAAUUCGAACAAUUGAAACUGACCGUGGCGAUAGGGACUGCGAAUCGGUCAAACUUUCGCACCUUUGUAUGGGAUCGUUCGGACAGAGGCAAUCCGAAGUAAAGUUCCUCAGUGGGUGGCGUGGGCGUUUGAAUUAUGCGGUCUGUGCGCAUUCAACCACUUAUCAGUUCUAAACUGAUUUCGAACGUUGUAGUAUUAUCAAUAUCAAAGGAAUGUCUUCAAACCCAACCGCAGAGAUGUGACGCUGAAUAAAAUCCGGAAACCAAAA
This is a messenger RNA of Anopheles bellator, 1039 nucleotides long. RefSeq names its product cytochrome c-2. Bases 183 to 509 code for a protein of 108 amino acids. Gene Ontology annotation, biological process: mitochondrial electron transport, cytochrome c to oxygen; mitochondrial electron transport, ubiquinol to cytochrome c. The transcript has 2 exons. Gene Ontology annotation, molecular function: heme binding; electron transfer activity. The record is from RefSeq and is a predicted model, not a curated record. NCBI's taxonomy places the organism in Eukaryota, Metazoa, Arthropoda, Insecta, Diptera, Culicidae. Gene Ontology annotation, cellular component: mitochondrial intermembrane space.